AUGAACUCAGACAACGAUUAUAACUCACAGAUCUUGCUCGAAACUCCCCCUCCGUCACCCACACAGCGCAUUGGUCUUUCCACCCCAAGUACUGUGGCCUAUGCGCUUCCAACGAUCACUCCCACACGAAAGCAACGUCGGGAACAGACUAAACGACUCCCGAGGGCUGUUAAGCCCAUUCCGGCCCUGAAUCUCGAGGUCCUUGAUGAACCGGCAUGGACAAAAGAGUCGGCUGGAUUGCCUUUUGAAAUGGGGACGCCAGAAACGAUGAUAGAGAUGGUUGACUUUGCGGAUAUAGAGGCUGGUGUGACUGGAACUGCCCUCAAAGAAGGAGCUGCAGGAGCUGGGAUCGAUGCUGAAGACGGGUACGGGGCUUUCUGUGCGCACAUUCAAGAAGAAGGCGGCGCGUUCUACCAGAUUGGAUCUGAGCUAUUUGUCGUCAAUGGGUGGGAAAUUUCCACUAAAAGUUCGAAGACCUCGGUUUGGUAUCACCUUCAACGUUCACUUAUUGGUGGCACCCAGGUGAUCGUCUGCCGUUGCCCAUCCUCUAAACCCGACUACCGAUGUGUUCAUGAACGAUUCCUUUGUGAUUAUGGGGAGGAACUCUUUCCCGUUGAUGUGUUCUUCAAGGAACGAGAUGCGGAUAUGGCAGUGCUUUUCUCGCGAUACAAGACCGGUGAUGGUAUCUACCUUAACCACUUCUCUGCUCAGUCCUCCAACUCGCGUUCACUUUCUGGCCGAGUCAUCAUCCAAUAUCAAGGCAAUGAAGGCUCUACUGGCUCGUGGAAAGGCCCCAAGGACUCAUUUCUCUAUGGCUUUGCCUCUGAUGAGCUAGAGGGAACCGGAGCAGUCGAAACUUUUGUUGAUUAUCAAGUAACUCGCCAAUGUCGGUCCACACGGGAGAUCAAAGCUGUCUCGCACUUGCCUGUCCUCCCUCCAAUUUGGGCAUCGUUACCCACCAACCCUGUUCUUUACCAGCGACCGGCUCCUCUUGUUACUAAGCCGGAUACACUUGUUUUGUCAGAAUCAUCAACGUGUGCUUGCUCAGACUUGAGAUACUCAUUUAACCCGUCUCUCCCCAUAUCCGAACGCCCCUGCACAGUUUAUGGGCUCUAUCGCUCGUGGUCUACUGUCAUACAGGUCCAGUCCUGCGGAAAUCCCUCUUGUCACCACCGUCUUGUGGGUCCCGACUGCCGGGAGCUUGGCAUCUUCAACUACAAUAACACUCGAUUGUUUUUGCACAAGCUACUUGAUGAAUAUACGUCUGCCUACACUUCCUCCGAAACCCCAUUCUCGGCAUGGGUUCUUACUCUCGGACGACGAUAUGAGCUGCAUCGACAAGAAGGCGAUGAUUGUGGGGAGCCAUUUCCGAGUGCGGAGGUUUUCCGUGCCGUGUGGUUUCUCUAUGUGAAGCUGCAGUACUUGGAAGGAGAUAUGAUGUGUCCAAAGUGUGGCCCCUUGCCAGAGAACACCAUUUGGGAUGGUGUCACGCUUGCGUUCAAUCGCAAACACCUGCUUCCUAGUUUGGAGCCUCCGACAGUCACUCAAUUGACGUCAGAUGUACGAGAUCGCACAAAAUACAUGCCGAACCAGCAGCUCAUUCCUGAUCGAAAGGCACGGCACGCCAUCCGCAAAGUGAUCACAGGAAGACCGCUUACUUUGUCGGGUUUGAAGAACCUGGAUGCCAAGAUACGGGCAGCAAAAAGAAAGAAUGGGACCCCUGGGGACGAGGAUCCCGAGGAGGGUAGCGAGGAGGAGGAUGACGCCAAUGUUGAGGAUACAAGUGCUCCCAUGUCUCAUGCUCAACGCUCUGCACAGCGAGAGCAGGCAGACUAUCUCUCGCGGAUGUCUGCUAUAUCACAGGCAGUGGAUGGUUUGAAGAAACUGAGCAUCGUUCUUGCCAAGAUGUUCGAAUCUGAGUUCGGAGACACUGCUAUAGCAAGUGAUCAUAUUCCCUCUCAGGUUUAUGUCAGAUUCUUUGCUCAGCUUUCUGCUGAUGAGUCCGCACUGCAAAUGCUUACCUCCACCGGAAUGGAGAAUCUCAACCGGUUCAUUCGCGUGCCAUCCAAGAUUAACAUUUCUCUUCUGUAUGAAACGCCCACCAUUUACGAACUCAUCAAACACGAGAUGUCACUCGGACCACUCACCACGGACACAGUGAAGCUUUGCAAUUGGCUUUUGAUUCGUGGUCGAGAGGUUUUCCAAGAACUUCGAGUAGCAGUCACGCAGCCAGGGUCUACCAACUCUGGACUUCCAACACGUCUGCUUGGAGAAUACCAGGAACAUCCAUGGGCCGAGACAGGUUGCUGUUACGGCUUGCCUAAGAUUCGAGAGCGGCCAGUCUAUCCAAAGCUCAUAUACGACUCGGAGAACAAGGUUGGCGGUAAACGAGGAGCCAAGUGCUCCAAAUUCUACUCACAAUACGGGGAGCGUCGCCUUACUGGAGGUAUCAUGUGUGUGUGGUGCACUCAUAGCGUCUGCUAUGGGUUCCACUGCAUCCCUCGCGGUGAAGGGCGGAAUGAUGUCUUCUCCGCCUCAAGUCUCAUUGUAAUGUGGACCCACGUCUGGCCUACAUCAACUCUAGUGCAGGAGAGUGCGGCAAUAGCGGACUUUCAUGCAUUCGCAAAGCUGUGA
This is a messenger RNA of Mycena citricolor, 2634 nucleotides long. The record is from the annotation of a GenBank genome assembly. Lineage: Eukaryota; Fungi; Basidiomycota; Agaricomycetes; Agaricales; Mycenaceae.